UUGACCGUCGGAAGGGAAGGACGUGCGCUCCAGGCCUCCUGCCUCGCUUCCCCACACUACCACCGCCUACCUCCAUCACCAUCACCACUAAACACUUCGGACACGCCACCACCAUCAGGAGAACGCCAUGCCCUAAGCCACGAUGGAGAUGCUGCAGCCCUUAAUCCUCCUGGCGGCCCUCAUGCUUCUCGUCCUCAUCAUAGCAGUCACCCAGGUCCUCCUCGAUAGCAACUUGUUUCUGAGCGGCGUGUAGUGAGGCAGAGGGGCAGUGGUGAGGCUGUCUAUGGAUGCGAGGAGCGUGGUGAAGGAAAGGACAGCAGGAUGUGAUGAAUGACGGUGUGAAGAGGGGUAGAUAGACUGGAGCGGCGGUGAUACGACUGAGUGAAGAGUGUUAAGGGCAAGAGGGAUACAAAGUGACACCAGAGGAUAGAUUGACUGUAAUAAGAGUGACAGAUACGCGAGGGAAUAGUAGAUGGUGGUAAAAAAAUAGUGAUGAAAGAGAUAGAUACACUAACAGAAGAGGCAGGCCAGAGUGAAGACAGUGAUAGAAGCAAGAGUGAUAGGAAAGAGUGAAGAAUAUUAAAGAGAGUGAAGCCAGUGACAGAUGUAGAAGUGAUGGGACUGAGUGUAGAGUUAAAUGCAAGACGAAUAGUGUAUGGAAAGUGUGUUAGAUGCAAGGAAGGGUGUUAACGGAGCAAGGCAGAGCAGCGGGUACCUAACGUGCUGCCAUAUGCCUAACACUUGAGUCUCUAUGGGUCAAACAAAAAAAAAAGCGAUACUUGUAUGCAUAUGAAUAAAUAAAGAUAUAGUGUUUGAAAAGAAAAAAAAAAGAGGGGAAGAUAAUAAAAUAGGAAUACUGCAGGUCUAAAAAAAAAAGUUGAACGAAAAGAAACACAAAACACAUAUGCAGAUAGAAAAAGAGAGAGAAAGAGAGAAAAGUGUGAGAAAGAGAAAAUAAAAAAAGAGAGAGAGGAAGUGCACAUAAGCGUCACAACUCGAAAUAAAGAAAAACAUUGAAAAAAAAAGAAAAUACAUAUAAAAGAAAAACUAAACCAUAAAAACAAGGAGACAAAACAGAGAGAAAAAAAACAAGAAAAAAAGAUAGAAUGAGAAAGAGAGAACGAGAAAAAAGCCAGUAAUCACCACCACCACACACCAAAGAACACAAACAUUACCCACAGAAAAUGAGACAGAGAGAGAAGGACGCCCCGCUACCCACCACGUGACGCCCCCGCACCCCCCACAACACCCACACUAGCGAUGCGGUGUGGUGGGGCCGUGGUGGUGGUGAUGGUGGUGCUGGUGCUGGUGGUGGUGGAGGCCAGAACAUCACACAAGAACAUCCGCAGCGCUUCCACCUCUCCACCUGAAGGACCUCCACUCUUAGGACCUCCCGUGGUAUCCUUCACGCCCCGUAGGAACCACAGACAUGCUCCUUCACGCCGCUUACACGCCGCUUUCACCUCGUCCUCCUCUUCCACGUCUUCCUCCGUUUCUUCCACAGGCCAGCAGGCGCCCUCACACGCCUCCACUGUUCCCCAGAAGAAUCCUACAGCCUCCCAGGAGUCCCACAAAGCAUCCUCCGUAUCACAUAUGCAAGACAGUGACGACACAGAGUUUUCACCUGCAGGAGGGCUCAUGGGGGCGUCUGAGGAGGUACUUGGGGUAGGGGCAGGAGCGCGGUGCAGUCAAAAGCAGCAGGAGACGUCUAAGGAAAGCCACAGUCGUUUCGUUCACAAUUACCUGAGUCGCCCCUUCGACACCUCCAGCAGGAACAUCACCAUUGGUCUCCUGUCCUCAUUCAAGUUUAAUAAGCUAGCACUGGGCGCCUUUCCUGUGGCAGUGGAGGACGUGAACAGCGACCCUAACCUGCUGGUGGGGCGGCGGCUCGUAUACCAAGUGGCGGACGUGGGGCACAGCGGGUCUGAAGCCCUCGCCUCGCUGUCCAUCCGCCGCAUGACCAUGAUGAGAGAUGCGGGUCUUCUGGCCUUCAUUGGACCAGACGACAACUGUGAGAACGAAGCACUGGUGGCGGCUGCUUGGAACCUGCCCAUGAUAACCUACAAAUGCGGCGAUCACAACGUGGGGAACAAGACCAAGUACUACACGAUGGCCCGCACCACGCCCCCCGCCACCAAGAUCGUGAAGGCGCUGGUGUCCCUCAUGCUGGAAUAUCGGUGGCGCCACUUCGUCCUGCUUACAGAGGCCGCGUCUACCUUUGAGCAAAUUAGUGAUGCUGUGCAGAGUUUCGCCGCCCACCACAAGAUGCGCCUGGCAGACCAGUUCACCGUUCCGUAUGAUUACACCACCAGGCGCUACCCCGACAUGCAGAAGUUGGUGCAGCUCAGCCUUCAGAAAACGAGAGUCUACGUGGUGGUGGCGUCUUAUGAAGUGCAGUGGGACCUCGUGCUGGCCCUGAGGGAGGCAGCGGGACCCCUCCUCUCAGACUACGUGGUUCUUACAAUAGACGACGAGAAAUACGCAGAAACUGACUCCUCGCAAAAUAUGAGAAUCCCCGGGAAGCAGGCAAUGGACAUGUCGGAGGCGCUGACGGAGAGAAUCUAUCACGGGUUUCGAGCUGUGCUGAAAAUUACACCCACACACCCCACGGAUUCCAAAUACAGGAAAUUUGAGCGAAAAGUUUUGUACAGACUCAAACAACAUCCUUUUUGUCUCCCCUACAACCCCAAAGUGUUCAAGUACAUCCAGGUACCCAUCUUCGCGGCACACCUGUAUGACGCAGUAAUGAUGUACGCCCAGGUGCUUAACGAGACCCUGGCAGACCCAUUAGCAGACCCCGCCAAUGGGACCCACAUCCUCUCCCUCAUAAGGAACAGGUCUUUCCAGUCCAUCCAGGGUCCCAAGGUUCACAUGGACGAGAACGGCGACGCGGAGGGCACGUACUCCCUGCUGCGGGUGGUGCGGCGCAGCGGCCACCACGCCACGCCCCUGGGUUGGCGCCAGGUGGGCCAGUUCCAGUUCCACGACAUGUCCCCCGCAACACACCCCAAGGACAACCUGCCGACUCUCAAGCUUCAGUCUCCCAUCCCGUGGCUCGGCGGUCGGCCCCCUAGAGACGAACCCCCGUGUGGCUUUCAGCAGGAGAAGUGUCACUAUGAUUGGUACCCUUUGGUGAUCGGCCUGGUGGUGUCCCUGGUGAUCGUAGUCGCCGCCCUCUUCUUGGUGAGGCACUACCGCUACGAACACAAGCUGGCGUGUCUAUUAUGGAAGAUUGAUAUGCGCGAAGUGAAGAUUAUCAGCACCCAGGUUUGCGCAGCGCCGGACAGCAACACUAACAACAACACGAUACAGGUGACGCGGCAGAGCGUGCGGCGGGGCAGCAGCGGUGCGGGCGGGACGGUGGAGGUGUCGUGCGAGGUGCCGCGGGUCGCCUACUGUGCUAUGGGCGUGUACAGAGGCAACGUGGUGGCGCUCAAGUACGUGAAGAGGCGAUCCGUGGACCUCACCAGGGCGAUACGCAAAGAACUCAAGCAGAUGCGGGAGACACGUCACGAAAACCUGACUGUGUUUGUGGGUGCGUGCGUGGGCGGGGGCGUGGUGAUCCUGACCCCGUACUGUGCCAGAGGGUCACUUCAGGAUGUGCUACAGAAUGAUGACCUACCCUUGGAUGACCUCUUUGUGGCCUCCCUCAUCGCGGACCUCAUCAAGGCCAUGACCUUCCUGCAUGAUAGCGAAAUAGUGUCCCACGGAAGGCUGCGCUCCUCGAACUGCCUGGUGGACUCCCGCUGGGUGUUACAGGUGUCUGACUACGGCCUACACGAGUUCCAGGCCACGGCGGAGCAGGAGGUAGAUCCUAAGAAGCGGCUAUGGACUGCCCCAGAACUCCUGCAGGACCCAACUGCGCAUCCUAGGGGGUCACAGAAGGGGGAUGUGUUCUCCUUCGCUAUCAUUCUGUACGAGGUGGUCGGGCGCCGCGGACCAUGGGGACCCCUACUGCAGAAAAUGGGAGCUCAGGAGAUCCUCCGUCAGGCGUGCGCGGAAGGGCUGCGUCCGCCACUAGAGGGCGUGCGAGCGGCGGAGUACGUGACGGCGUGCCUAAAAGACUGUUGGAGUCCCACGCCUGAGGACCGACCUGACUUCAAGGGCGUGAGACUCAAACUGAAGGAAAUGCAGGCAGGAUUGAAGCUGAACAUCGUGGACAACAUGCUGGCGAUGCUGGAGAAGUACGCCUACAACCUGGAGGGGAAGGUGCAGGAGAGGACCAAACAACUGCUGGAGGAGAAGAAGAAAACGGAGAUACUACUGCUCAGAAUGCUGCCUAAGUCAGUGGCGGAGUCGCUGAAGAGGGGAGAGCAGGUGCCGCCAGAGAGUUACGACAAUGUCACUAUAUAUUUCAGUGACAUUGUUGGUUUCACUUUGCUGUCCGCCCAGUCAACUCCUCUGCAGAUGGUGAACAUGUUAAACGAGUUAUAUACGUGUUUCGACGCCAUUAUUGGAGACUACGAUGUUUAUAAGGUGGAGACGAUUGGCGACGCGUACAUGGUUGUGUCGGGCCUUCCCAUCAGUAACGGCGACAGGCACGCGGCGGAGAUUGCAUCCAUGGCUCUCAAGCUUCUGUCCGCUGUGAAGGUCUUCCGUAUCAGACACAGGCCGGGCGACACUCUCAAGCUGCGUAUUGGAAUCCACAGCGGACCGUGCGUGGCGGGAGGUGGUGGGGCUAACCAUGCCUCGUUACUGCCUGUUUGGGGACACCGUGAACACUGCCUCGCGUAUGGAGUCCACGGGAGAGCAGCUACGCAUUCACACCUCGCAGGCACACAAGGACAUGUUGGAGAAGCUGGGAGGAUACGUGCUGGUGAAGAGAGGGCUUAUUUUCGUGAAGGGCAAGGGGCAGAUGGUGACGUGGUGGCUAGUGGGGGGAGGCCAAGGAUGUGGAGGAGGACCACACCCCCAACACAACCCCCACCACAACCCCAACUACAGAAGAGGAAUCAUCUACCACCACCACCACCACCACCACCACCACCACUACUACUACUACUACUACUACUACUACUACUACAACUGCUACAACCCCAACAUUCAAAGGUGGUUUUAGUCCAUCCCCCACCACAUCACACCUCUCCCAUUCACCCCCUCCCAUCAUCACCACCUUCCGAACUCUUAGCCCAUCCUCCCCCACUCCAGUCACCCCCAGAAAACACCUCCCCAUCACCACCAUCACCCCAGUAAGCCAGUCACCCCUUCAUCAUCACACCCCCACACACACACGUACAUGACAAGCACACACACCCCAUUCAUGUGUACACGUCAUAUCACCAAACGUACAUGUAUAUAAUGAUAGUGGUAUGUAGAUGUUUAUUUACGUACAUGAAUGUGUGUGUGUGUGUGUGUGUGUGUGUGUGUGUGUGUGUGUGUGUGUGUGUGUAUGACAGUAAAUGUUUAUGGAUGUAUGUAUUUAUGUAUAGAUGAAUGGAUCUUUCUCAGCACACACACACACACACACACACACACACACACACACACACCACAAUUAAGGCAAGAGAAUUAAAGAUAAUGAGAAAAUUAUCUCUAUGUUGUUACACUGUAUCUAAUCUCUCCCCUCGUUUCCCCUCCCUCCCCCCCCGCCUCCCUACACCUCCUCCAUCCUCUCUCCUGCACUUUCCGUCUCAUUCUCUCUUUCCCAUCUCUUUGUUUUCUCUUAUAUCCUUGUUUUUCCCUUAUUUGCAACUUUUAUUUCAUUUUUCUUUUUUUCUUUUGUUUUUUUUCCUCUCAUUUCCCUUUUCCCUUUCUUUUCAUCUCCGUUCUUUCUCCAUUUUCCUUCCUUUUCCUUAUUUUUCCUUUCUCUGUCUUUCUAUCUCUUCCUUUCUCAUUCCUUUUCCUUUUUUCCUUCAUUUUCCUUCCUUUCUCUCCUUCUUUUCCCCCUUUUUUCUUUUUCCUCCACAUCUUCCAUUCUCUCUCUCUCUCUCUCUCUCUCUCUCUCUCUCUCUCUCUCUCUCUCUCUCUCUCUCUCUCUCUCUC
Scylla paramamosain (green mud crab) is the source of this 5982-nucleotide messenger RNA. RefSeq names its product guanylate cyclase 32E-like. Gene Ontology annotation, molecular function: ATP binding; protein kinase activity; peptide receptor activity. Gene Ontology annotation, biological process: protein phosphorylation; receptor guanylyl cyclase signaling pathway; intracellular signal transduction. Lineage: Eukaryota; Metazoa; Arthropoda; Malacostraca; Decapoda; Portunidae. Gene Ontology annotation, cellular component: plasma membrane. The record is from RefSeq and is a predicted model, not a curated record.